AUGUAUUCUGUUCUUCACAUCGCUAGCUUGAUGGCCUUGAUUGGUUACGCCCAAGCUGAUUUUGCAGUCGGCACAUCUGCUACUCAAAUGGGAAUCGGAGAGAUUGUUCCUGAUACUGGAGGUGACAUCUAUAACACUGAUGAUGUUGCCGUGUCGUACCCAGGUGGCUGUCUCGACAAUGUCCAGCAGUUCGAGUGUGUUUCCGAGCGAUGCCUUAUUGAAGGCUUUUUUGAGAUUCGAGGCAGAAAGACGGAGGAUCAGUACGGCUUCAACUGGAAUGGCGAAGGUUGGGAGUUCUCCCAGAACAGCGAGAUCUUGGGCUUCUGUACCAAGAACGACGAUGAAGGAUGCACUAAGACUGGAGUUAACUACUCGCUCGGGUUCUUCUCACACAUGCUUUGUACUGGCUCUAUCAACUCAGGAUUUUAG
This is a messenger RNA of Fusarium musae, 429 nucleotides long. RefSeq lists its product as uncharacterized. The transcript has 3 exons. The coding region runs from base 1 to 429 and encodes 142 amino acids. The record is from RefSeq and is a predicted model, not a curated record. NCBI's taxonomy places the organism in Eukaryota, Fungi, Ascomycota, Sordariomycetes, Hypocreales, Nectriaceae.